AUGGCCGCCGCCGCCGGGCGCGCGGACCUCGCUGCCGCGACGUACAGCAUCAGUCGCCUCUCGGAGAUCCUGUCGCCCAUCCUCACCUUCCGCCUUACCCGAGACCGCGCGGCUGACCGCGCCGCCAUGCAGGCGAAACUGUGGGGGCCCAGCGGCGGCGGGGGCGGCCUGGUGGUCUGCCCCGAGGGCACCACCAGCCGCGAGCCGUUCCUACUGCGGUUCAGCCCGCUAUUCGCCGAGCUCGGCCCCGACGUGGCGCUGCACUCGGCGGUGGGCAUGUUCCUGGACCCCGUCGAGUGCGCCGGCGCCUGCGAUAGCCCGGAGGCGGCGCGCACAGUGGCGAACGAGGUACAGCGGCGGAUCGCGGAGGCGCUGGGGUACACGUGCACGGGGCUGACGAGGAGGAAUAAGUACCUCAUGCUCGCCGGCAACGAAGGGCUCGUCGACGUCGACCACGGCGCCAAGAAGAACACUACUUGUACUAGCUAG
This is a messenger RNA of Phragmites australis (common reed), 489 nucleotides long. RefSeq names its product probable glycerol-3-phosphate acyltransferase 2. Gene Ontology annotation, molecular function: phosphatase activity; glycerol-3-phosphate 2-O-acyltransferase activity. Bases 1 to 489 code for a protein of 162 amino acids. The transcript has 2 exons. The record is from RefSeq and is a predicted model, not a curated record. Gene Ontology annotation, biological process: cutin biosynthetic process. Lineage: Eukaryota; Viridiplantae; Streptophyta; Magnoliopsida; Poales; Poaceae. Gene Ontology annotation, cellular component: membrane.